AUGACCUCAACCACGACGCCUGGGGUGGCUUUUGUCAAGCAGGCCACCAAGAACGGCGUGCGGGAUCUGCCUCGCUCCCUGGAUCGGCCUCGCUCCGAGGGCCCGUCCAACAUUGACGAGGUCUGUGAAUGGCACCAGCAGCUCCGUAGGCGCAUCUUCCCAGCCGAGUCGGAAUUCGAGCACUAUGCCCAUCUCGUCAGAGGGGGCCCCGAACAAGCAGACCAUGAUUGUCCAAACUGCCCCGAGGAUGAUGAAAGCCUUCAGGUUUUGCCCGCCCGUGGCCAGCCUGCUCCGCACCCCGACGUUGCCGAGGCCCUGGAGUAUUUGACCUUUCUCCCGUUCUGCGUCAACGAGGAAGUCCCUGAGGCCACGGUCUAG
This is a messenger RNA of Thermothielavioides terrestris NRRL 8126, 378 nucleotides long. RefSeq lists its product as uncharacterized. The transcript has 2 exons. The record is from RefSeq and is a predicted model, not a curated record. Lineage: Eukaryota; Fungi; Ascomycota; Sordariomycetes; Sordariales; Chaetomiaceae. The coding region runs from base 1 to 378 and encodes 125 amino acids.